GCCGGUGGCGCGGCCCGGCGGCGCCGCAGCCCAUGGAGCUCGAGAACAUCGUAGCGAACACGGUGCUACUCAAGGCCCGGGAAGGUGGUGGCGGGAAUCGCAAAGGCAAAAGCAAGAAAUGGCGGCAGAUGCUGCAGUUCCCCCACAUCAGCCAGUGUGAAGAGCUUCGGCUCAGCCUCGGACUCGAAGUUGGGGCCCAGGGCCUGGCAGUAUGGACAGGGGUGUCUUGCCAGCAGGCUCUAGGUCCGGGAACCCAACAGCUCCCACCUCUGCCUGCAGAGCAUGACUACCAUAGCCUAUGUGAGCGGCAGCCCAUCGGGCGCCUGCUGUUCCGAGAGUUCUGUGCGACAAGGCCUGAGCUGACCCGCUGCACUGCCUUCCUGGACGGGGUGGCUGAGUAUGAAGUGACCCCUGAUGAGAAGCGGAAGGCAUGUGGGCAGCGGCUAAUGCAGAAUUUCUUGAGCCACACGGGUCCUGACCUCAUCCCUGAGGUCCCCCGGCAACUGGUGACUAACUGUGCCCAGCGGCUGGAGCAGGGGCCCUGCAAAGACCUCUUCCAGGAGCUCACCCGGCUGACCCAUGAGUACCUGAGCAUGGCCCCCUUUGCUGACUACCUCGACAGCAUCUACUUCAACCGUUUCCUGCAGUGGAAGUGGCUGGAAAGGCAGCCAGUGACCAAAAACACCUUCAGGCAAUACCGAGUCCUGGGCAAAGGCGGCUUUGGGGAGGUGUGCGCCUGCCAGGUGCGGGCAACAGGCAAGAUGUAUGCCUGCAAAAAGUUGGAGAAGAAACGGAUCAAGAAGCGAAAAGGGGAGGCCAUGGCACUCAACGAGAAGCAGAUCCUGGAGAAAGUGAACAGUAGGUUUGUAGUGAGCUUGGCCUAUGCCUAUGAGACCAAGGACGCGCUAUGCCUGGUGCUGACGCUAAUGAAUGGAGGUGACCUCAAGUUCCACAUCUACCACAUGGGUCAGGCUGGCUUCCCUGAGGCACGGGCCGUCUUUUACGCUGCAGAGAUCUGCUGUGGCCUGGAGGACCUGCACCGGGAGCGCAUCGUGUACAGGGACCUGAAGCCAGAGAACAUCCUACUGGAUGAUCAUGGUCACAUCCGCAUCUCCGACCUGGGGCUGGCUGUGCAUGUGCCCGAGGGCCAGACCAUCAAAGGCCGUGUGGGCACCGUUGGCUACAUGGCUCCAGAGGUGGUGAAGAACGAACGGUACACAUUCAGCCCUGACUGGUGGGCGCUAGGCUGCCUCUUAUAUGAGAUGAUCGCAGGCCAGUCGCCCUUCCAGCAGAGGAAAAAGAAGAUCAAGCGGGAGGAGGUGGAGCGGCUGGUGAAGGAGGUGGCCGAGGAGUACUCCGAUCGUUUUUCCCCACAGGCCCGCUCACUCUGCUCCCAGCUCCUCUGCAAGGACCCUGCUGAGCGCCUGGGUUGUUGUGGGGGUGGUGCCCGUGAGGUGAAGGAGCACCCCCUCUUCAAGAAGCUGAACUUCAAGCGUCUGGGAGCAGGCAUGCAGGAGCCACCCUUCAAGCCCGAUCCCCAGGCCAUUUACUGCAAGGAUGUCCUGGACAUUGAACAGUUCUCCACGGUUAAGGGCGUAGAACUGGAGCCCACCGACCAGGACUUCUACCAGAAGUUUGCCACGGGCAGCGUGCCCAUCCCCUGGCAGAACGAGAUGGUGGAGACCGAGUGCUUCCAGGAGCUGAAUGUCUUCGGCAUGGACGGCUCAGUUCCCCCAGACCUGGACUGGAAGGGCCAGCCCCCUGCACCCCCCAAGAAGGGACUGCUGCAGAGACUCUUCAGUCGCCAGGAUUGCUGUGGGAACUGCAGCGACAGUGAGGAAGAGCUCCCCACCCGCCUCUAGCCCCCAGUCUGAGGCCCCCACCGGCGAUUGGCGGUAGCAGCUACUCCCAGCGCUGUUGACAGUUUUGCACAGUGGUCCUCCCCAUUGUCCACUCAAGUCAUGGCCUAGGGAACACAGCUGGAGCUGUGCCCAGCCCCUCAACCCCUGGUCUGGCUGAGUUUGCAAAGGCCUGGACUGUCCCUAGGACAAAGAUGCGUCCGUUCAGCUCUCAUGCAUGGAGCUUGGGGCUUUCUGGAUUUACGUAUUUGUGCGAAUGUAAAUAGUGACUAGGCCAUUCUGAAGACCCACGCUGGAGCUGGCAGAGGGGCCACUGCCAAACUCAAGGCUCCUCAGGCCCCUGAGGCCCCAGCACUGUGCUCACCAUCGCCGACCUCUGAGUGAGACUCGUGUCUGCCCCUGCCGCCCUGGGCUCAGGCCACCACUGGGGCCUGAUGCUGUCCCUUCUCCGCACUUGUCAGAGCUGGAUCUGAGGCCUCACCGUCCCCUAGGCCUGUGCCAAAGUGUGACGAGAGAUUGGGCUGACCCUGGGACCCAUCAGUCCACUGCCCAGGCUGGCCCAGAUGGGUCUGCCUCUGCCUUCCAGCUCCCAGGGUGCCUCGUCCCUCAUGCUGGGUCUUGUCCUGAAGUCACCUCUUGCAGAAUUGCCCCAUCCCGGGUCGGGGGUGGGGGUGGUCCCUGGCCAACCCUCAAACAUUCCAGACUCCUCAUAACCAUAGACACUUGUGCCCAGCAAUAAUCCAUCACCUCCCUGUGUGCCUGUAGGGUGUGUGUGUGUGUGUGUGUGUGUGUGUGUGUGCAUGUGUAUGAAGCGGGCAGGCUGAGGCUGUGUGCUUGCACCCCAGACCCCAGCCCAGCCCUUCCCAGACUGAUGGCUGUCCUGGUUUCAGUGUUGGGAUAGUGUAGGGCUACAGAAUCCUGAUUUUUCCAUAUUUAAAGCCAAUUUUUAUUACUCAUUUUGUCCAGUGUAAGCUGCCACGUGUCUCUGUGUGAAUACAGUGAGAGCACAAACCUG
Messenger RNA from Pteropus alecto (black flying fox), 2874 nucleotides. RefSeq names its product G protein-coupled receptor kinase 6 (gene GRK6). Gene Ontology annotation, cellular component: cytoplasm; plasma membrane. Gene Ontology annotation, molecular function: ATP binding; G protein-coupled receptor kinase activity. The record is from RefSeq and is a predicted model, not a curated record. The transcript has 16 exons. NCBI's taxonomy places the organism in Eukaryota, Metazoa, Chordata, Mammalia, Chiroptera, Pteropodidae. Bases 33 to 1862 code for a protein of 609 amino acids. Gene Ontology annotation, biological process: regulation of signal transduction; protein phosphorylation; signal transduction.